AUAGCACACAGCCAAAGCCACCAGCGCUCGUCACCUCCAAUCAACAAAUUCCCAAUCCGCCGCUUCCCAUCCCGCGUUCGCCGCUCCAUUUGAUCGAAUUCCCGAUGGCGCCCAAGGCCGAGAAGAAGCCCGCGGAGAAGAAGCCGACGGAGGAGAAGGCCGAGAAGAAGCCCAGGGCGGAGAAGCGCGUGCCGGGCAAGGAGGGCGGCGAGAAGAAGGGGAAGAAGAAGGCCAAGAAGAGCGUCGAGACGUACAAGAUCUACAUCUUCAAGGUGCUCAAGCAGGUGCACCCGGACAUUGGUAUCUCGUCCAAGGCCAUGUCCAUCAUGAACUCCUUCAUCAACGACAUCUUCGAGAAGCUGGCUGCCGAGGCCGCCAAGCUCGCCCGCUACAACAAGAAGCCCACCAUAACCUCCCGGGAGAUCCAGACUUCGGUGCGCCUCGUCCUUCCUGGCGAGCUCGCCAAGCACGCCGUCUCCGAGGGCACCAAGGCCGUUACCAAGUUUACUUCCUCUUAGAUCGCCGCCGCACGGAGCGACGGCUCUGUUUCGUUUCCUCGUACUUUUAGGCCAGUGCUAAUAGGUUGCUCGAGGAACAAUGUAGUGUGGAAAUUUCUAAUAUAUUCCAAAUUGUGCUGAUAUAAUUUGCUUCAAACCUUGAGGAGGCGCUGUUUUAAUUUGGGGUUGCUACAGCCGUACAAUUUUUGGCGCCAAUAUCUUGCUUCGUAUUCACUGGGGUUCAAUCACCUGAAUCAUGUAAUUUGUUCAGGGGGAUAAAUAACAUUUAUCAAAGGAUUGUGAGAUAGUACAGAUAACAAAUCAGCUGGCAGUGCUAUGCAAAA
This is a messenger RNA of Zea mays, 841 nucleotides long. RefSeq names its product histone H2B.4. The record is from RefSeq and is marked validated. The coding region runs from base 105 to 518 and encodes 137 amino acids. Gene Ontology annotation, molecular function: DNA binding; structural constituent of chromatin; protein heterodimerization activity. The transcript has a single exon. NCBI's taxonomy places the organism in Eukaryota, Viridiplantae, Streptophyta, Magnoliopsida, Poales, Poaceae. Gene Ontology annotation, cellular component: nucleosome.